Molecule: messenger RNA, 2042 nt
Organism: Oenanthe melanoleuca
Lineage: Eukaryota; Metazoa; Chordata; Aves; Passeriformes; Muscicapidae
Gene: CIMAP1B
Product: ciliary microtubule associated protein 1B
Exons: 4
Coding region: 64-1785 (573 amino acids)
Cellular component (GO): cytoskeleton
Source: RefSeq, a predicted model, not a curated record
UCCCUGUGCUCCUGUGUCUCCGUGUCCCCCGUUUCCUCUCCACGGGGUUCUGGGGGGUCAGAUAUGGGGUGCCAGGGCUGUGUCCGUGGAGGGCUGGGGGUGCACCCAUGGGGUGUCUUUUUGGGAUGUAUUUUUGGGGUGUAUUUAUGGGAUGUAUCCAUGGGGUGUAUCCAUGGGAUGCAUCCAUGGGGUGUAUUUUGGGGUGUAUUUAUGGGAUAUAUCCAUGGGAUGUAUUUUUGGGGUAUAUUUAUGGGAUGUAUCUAUGGGGUGUAUUUUUGGGGUGUCUCCAUGGGGUGUAUUUUCGGAGUGUAUUUUGGGGUGCAUUUCUGGGGUGUAUUUAUGGGAUAUAUCCAUGGGGUGUAUUUUGGGGUUUAUUUUUGGGGUCUAUCCAUGGGGUGUAUUUUCGGAGUGUAUUUUGGGGUGUAUUUAUGGGAUCUAUCCAUGGGGUGUAUUUUUGGGUUAUAUUUUUCGGGUGUAUCUAUGGGGUGUGUUUUUGUGCUGUAUCCAUGGGGUGUAUUUUGGGGUGUAUUUUCGGAGUGUAUUUUGGGGUGUAUUUAUGGGAUGUAUCCAUGGGGUGUAUUUUGGGGUGCAUUUCUGGGGUGUAUCCACGCGGUUCCCGGCCUUGCUUCCCCGGCGCUGCCGCUGUUGUCACCCCGGGGCGGCGGUGACAAAACGCUGGAACCCCGCGGCCAUUGUGACACCGCGGCCCCCGCGCCGCCGCCGCCGCCACCCGCGGCCCCGCGGCGGUGUCACUUGUCACCGCGGCGCCGCUGCCGCCACCAGCGCCACCACCGCCCGCCGGCGCCGCCGCUGCCACCCCGUCCGUCCCGGGCAGCCGAGCCCAUCUCCCCGUCCCGAGGGCACCGGGGAGGGGCGAGCCGGAGGCGGCACCAGCAGAACCCCCCGAUGUCAAAGGAAGGCUGGGUGGGCGCCUGGAGACCGCACCGGCCCCGGGUGCCCGUGGCGGGCCGGUUCCGCAGCCCCGGGCCCCAGUACGGGCUGCCCAGCGGCAUCGGUGAGUCCGGCAGCGCGGGGCCCGCGGGGGACCGGAGCCGGCAGGACCAGGUCCCAGCGAGCCCCUGCCCGCCCCCAGGCUGCGAGCACCGCGACCCCUCCGCCCUCCGCGCUCCCGGCUACACCUUCGGGCUGCGGCUCAGGGGCCCCGAGCAGCCGCGCUCGCCCGGCCCGCAGUACCUGGUGCCCACCGGGGUCACCGCGCGGGGCCGGGACCGCGCCCCCGCCUUCACCAUGAGCGGCCGGGCCCGCCAGCCCCGGGCCAUGGACACACCUGGGCCAGCCUAUUACUCCCCCGAGCUGGCCGACAGGAUGACCCUGCCCUCGGCCCCCGCCUGCACGGUGGCGUCCCGCGCCCGCCAGAACAAACCCCAGCAGACACCAGGCCCUGGCAGCUACCAGCUGCCGCCCGUCAUGGGCCCCAACCAGGUGAUCAAGAAAUCGGCCCCCCAGUGCACCAUGACAGGGAGAGCGCCCAGCAUGUUCGACGACAAGAGAAUGACCCCAGGACCCAGCAGAUACGGCACCGUGGACACCAACGUGUACAUGGCGCGGGCCCCCCGCUGCACCAUCGCGGGGCGGAGCCGCCCCCGCCCGAUCCUGCACACCCCCGGCCCCUGCGACUACAGCCCCAAGCAGGCGAGCGAGGACGGGGACGGGGACAGGGCUCAGGACAGGGACCCACGGCCCCCCUCCUUCACACCGCCCCUGUCCCCCCGCAGGGCCAGAAUAAUGGACAGACGUUCGGCGUCCGGCACUCGGAAAACGUGAUCCCCGUGAUGGACUUGCGCCCGUAGGGGAAGCGGGGACGCGGGUGGCAAACACGAACUGAAGCAGCAGCACUCGCUCGCUCGCUCUCCUUCUGUCCCGCUGCGCCGCACGGGGGGCGCAGGGAUCCCCUAAAACCGCCCCUCGCCCAUCCCGGGGGAGAUCCUGGCGAGGAUACGGAGGGGGGACCCCACGGUGGGGUGGGACGUGAGGGAUGUGCUACCGACCCUCUCCCUUGUCCAGCCCCAUCCCAUUAUCCC